This is a messenger RNA of Lathyrus sativus (Indian pea), 450 nucleotides long. Lineage: Eukaryota; Viridiplantae; Streptophyta; Magnoliopsida; Fabales; Fabaceae. The record is from the annotation of a GenBank genome assembly.
AUGAAUUUUCAACAACUUCCUCAUCUCUUUCUACAACAGAUUCCUAGUUUAAGAAAUUCCAGUGUAAUGAAGAGUAAUAUUACAAAGGAAGAGAGUAAAUGUGCACAGAUGACAAUCUUUUAUGAUGGGAAAGUACUUGUAUUUGAUGAUAUUCCAGCUGAAAAGGCCAAGGACAUUAUGGUCUUUUCCGCAAGCAAUUAUGUUAAAGAGCAUCCUCAAGUAGCAACCGCAUCGGUUAUUUAUGAUAUACCAAUGACUAGGAAAGCUUCACUUCAUCGGUUCUUGGAGAAAAGAAAGGAUAGAAUUGCUGCAAGAGCACCAUAUGAAACAAGUAAUCGAGCAGUGAUUCUUAAUAAGCCAAUUGAUGAACAUAUGCCAUGGCUUUCUUUGGCACCAAAAUCACCACAAGAUCACAAAUCUGAGUGUAGCUCCACUUCUGUCUUAUUUUAA